Coffea arabica (coffee) is the source of this 1290-nucleotide messenger RNA. RefSeq names its product E3 ubiquitin-protein ligase RMA1H1. Gene Ontology annotation, cellular component: endoplasmic reticulum. NCBI's taxonomy places the organism in Eukaryota, Viridiplantae, Streptophyta, Magnoliopsida, Gentianales, Rubiaceae. Gene Ontology annotation, biological process: ubiquitin-dependent protein catabolic process. Gene Ontology annotation, molecular function: metal ion binding; ubiquitin protein ligase activity. The record is from RefSeq and is a predicted model, not a curated record.
GGAUCUGACCCUUUGUCUCGGUAUAUAAAGCCCUCCCCUUAAACCUUUCUCUUCAUCUCCUCAUUUUAGGCCUUUCUGCCUCAGCUUGCAAACCCAAAACCAUAACAGAGAAAACAGAGCAAAAAGAGAUUCGUAGCACACCAUUGCUUUGCUGUUUGCCAAAGUAUUUCUGUUCUCUCCCCUGUUUUAGCUAAAAGCUUAGGAUAUCUUUGGUCUUUUGUAUUGAAGAAGCCACUAAAUUGCCAGUUUUUCCUCGAUCAAGAGGCCAACUUUUUUGUGCUUUUGGUAAUAGUAUCAAAAUUUUACUUGACAAGAAAAGCAAAUAGUAAUGGAGGAGUAUUUCCAAGAGCCAGCAGUUGAAAACAACUUCGAUCGAGAUGACAUUUCAUUGACAAAGUGCAAAUCCCAUUCACCGGAUGAGCUGGAAGAUAAUCCUUCGGGGGGUUUGGACUGUAACAUUUGCCUGGGUUGCGCACGAGAUCCUGUCGUCACGUUCUGUGGCCACCUCUAUUGUUGGCCCUGCAUCUACAAAUGGAUCCAUUUUCAGAGCAUGCCUUCUGAAAAUUGCAACCUCCAACAGCCACAAUGUCCUGUCUGCAAGGCUGAACUAUCUGAAGAAAGUGUAAUUCCUCUCUAUGGUAGGGGACUCGCUACAAAGCCUUCCGAAGCAAAAGCGGGACAACUAGGCAUAGUCAUCCCGCAAAGGCCACCAAGCCCAAAAUGUGGAAGUAUGCUGCCAUUACCCACAACGCCGAAUAUCUCACGAGCAGUUCCACAGCUUCACCGACUAAGUUACACACAACCACCACAAUCUUACCCUCAGUUUUCCAGUGGCACAAUGAGACCGAACACGUAUCAUCCAUUGGUCACGAUGCUUGGGGAAAUGGUUCUUACUAGGAUGUUUGGGAACCCACAGGCCUAUUCAUACCCAAAUUCAUUUCAUCUGUCAGGUGGUAGCACUCCGAGGAUGAGAAGGCAAGUGAUGCAGGCUGACAAAUCUCUCAGCAGAAUAUGUUUUUUCCUCUGCUGUUCUAUGGUUUUAUGUCUACUGCUGUUUUGAUACAGUUUUCUCCCAAUCCUCCCAAACGUAUACAUGUAAAAAAAGAAAAUCCACCCCUGUUAUACAAACUCAGCCUAUUAAUGUAGCAAUAGCAAAUCACAGAGUGUGUGCCAUCUCCAAAUCUGGAGCUGCUGAUAUAUACUAGUUGGAUCUCAGUUUCUAGGUAUGAACAAUUCUAAAUAUUUGGUUGUAUGGAGGAGGGACUAAUAAACAAACUUCACCUCCUAUUA